Messenger RNA from Onychostruthus taczanowskii (white-rumped snowfinch), 241 nucleotides. RefSeq names its product SLIT and NTRK-like protein 3. The annotation marks the transcript as partial. The transcript has a single exon. Gene Ontology annotation, biological process: regulation of presynapse assembly; positive regulation of synapse assembly; axonogenesis. Gene Ontology annotation, cellular component: postsynaptic density membrane; GABA-ergic synapse. Lineage: Eukaryota; Metazoa; Chordata; Aves; Passeriformes; Passeridae. The record is from RefSeq and is a predicted model, not a curated record.
GCCACCGGCGCGGCCGCCUACGAGCUGCCCCCGGCCGCCGCGGCCGCGGCCGUGCCGCUCUCCGUGCUCAUCCUCAGCCUCCUCGUCCUCUUCUUCUCCGCCGUGCUGGUGGCCGCCGGGCUCUUCGCCUUCGUGCUGCGCCGCCGCCGGCGGAAGCUGCCGUUCCGCGGCCCGCGGGCGGAGGCGGCGGACCUGGGCGCGGUGCCGCUGCGCUGCCCGCGGCUCUUCCCCGAGGGCGGCG